This is a messenger RNA of Gavialis gangeticus (Gharial), 5015 nucleotides long. RefSeq names its product G protein-coupled receptor kinase 5-like. Bases 368 to 2161 code for a protein of 597 amino acids. Gene Ontology annotation, molecular function: ATP binding; G protein-coupled receptor kinase activity. Lineage: Eukaryota; Metazoa; Chordata; Crocodylia; Gavialidae. Gene Ontology annotation, cellular component: cytoplasm. Gene Ontology annotation, biological process: signal transduction; protein phosphorylation; regulation of signal transduction. The record is from RefSeq and is a predicted model, not a curated record. The transcript is spliced from 16 exons.
GGGGCAUGGUGUGUCGGGGCGGGGGGGUUGUUCCAGCGUUGCUGCCCCCCUCCCCCGCAGGCUCAGCCCAGGAGGGGCUGCCCCCGAGCCGGAGAGCCGGAUCCGCGCGCGCGGCGCGGCUGGGGAGGGGGCGGCGCGGAGGCGCCCGGGCUGCGAUCGCCCUUCUAGGAAGGCUCCUGCCCGCUGUUGAGGGUCGUGCGCCGGAUCCGGGCCUCGCUGACUCCUCCAGAAGCAGGGAGAUUUAUCGUGUGUGCGCGCGUGUGGUGCUGCGUCUGGACUCGGGCUUUUCCUCCACUGGGCUCGAGGAAGCGGCUGCUCCUUCCUCUUCCCCUACCCUCUUGCUCCACAUCCACGAAUCUGGAUCACUAUGGAGCUGGAGAAUAUCGUGGCUAACACCGUCCUGCUGAAAGCCCGGGAAGGAGGUGGAGGUAAGCGGAAAGGCAGGAGCAAGAAAUGGAAAGAGAUCCUGCGGUUCCCACACAUCAGCCAGUGUGACGAGCUCCGGAAGGGCCUCGAGAAGGACUACAGCAGCCUGUGCGAGAAGCAGCCCAUCGGCAGACUGCUUUUCCGUCAGUUCUGCGAGACCCGGCCUGAGCUGCUGCGCUGCAUCCGCUUCCUCGACAUUGUGACUGACUAUGAGCUGUUCCCAGAUGAGAAACGCAAAGAGAUGGGCAAGGAGGUCAUCCGCCAGUUCUUCAGCACAGAGUCUCCAGACUACCUGCCAGAAAUCAGCCAGGCCCACAUCAGCCAGUGCUUGGAGAAUCUGCAGAAGAGCCCCUGCAAAGACCUCUUUAGCAGCUGUGUGCAGCCCUUGCAUGAGUACCUGAGCCGAGGCCCAUUUACUGACUACCUGGGCAGCAUGUACUUUGACCGGUUCCUGCAGUGGAAGUACCUGGAAAGGCAGUCGGUCACCAAGGACACUUUCCGGCAGUACCGCAUCCUCGGCAAAGGGGGCUUUGGAGAGGUGUGUGCCUGCCAGGUACGGGCUACGGGGAAGAUGUACGCCUGCAAGAAGCUGGAGAAGAAGCGGAUCAAGAAGCGGAAGGGGGAAGCCAUGGCCCUGAAUGAGAAGCAGAUCCUGGAGAAGGUCAAUAGCCGGUUUGUGGUGAGCCUGGCUUAUGCCUACGAGACGAAGGACGCGCUGUGCCUGGUGCUAACCAUAAUGAACGGUGGCGACCUCAAGUUCCACAUCUACAACAUGGGCAACCCCGGUUUCGAUGACGAGCGCGUCAUCUUCUACGCUGCCGAGAUCUGCUGUGGUCUCCAGCACCUGCACCAGGAGGGCAUUGUGUACCGGGACUUGAAACCAGAGAACAUCCUGCUGGACGACGACGGUCACAUCAGGAUCUCAGAUCUGGGGCUGGCCAUUAAGAUCCCAGAGGGCGAGACAAUCCGGGGCCGGGUUGGGACCGUCGGCUACAUGGCCCCAGAGGUGAUCAACAAUGAGCGCUAUACCUUCAGCCCUGACUGGUGGGGGCUGGGCUGCCUGGUCUUCGAGAUGAUCGAGGGGCAGUCACCCUUCCGGGCCCGCAAGGAGCGAGUGAAGCGGGAGGAAGUGGAGAAGCGGGUGCGGGAGGAGCAGGAGCUCUACUCGGACAAGUUCAGCGAGGACACCAAGGCCAUCUGCAAAGCGCUCCUGGCCAAGGACCCCAAGCAGCGGCUGGGCUGCGGGGAGAGCGGGGCAGCUGAGGUCAAGCAGCACCCCUUCUUCAGGACCAUCAACUUCAAGCGCCUGGAGGCUGGGGUCAUGAAGCCGUCGUUUGUGCCAGACCCCCGGGCUGUGUACUGCAAGGACGUGCUGGACAUCGAGCAGUUCUCAACUGUCAAGGGCGUCAACCUGGACCAGACGGACAAUGACUUCUACGCCAAGUUUGCCACUGGCAGCGUCUCCAUCCCUUGGCAGAAUGAGAUGAUUGAAACCGAGUGCUUCAAGGACCUGAAUGUAUUUGGACCAAACGGGAUGCGCUCCCCAGACCUGGACUGGAAGCAGCUUCCUGAGCCCCCCAAGCGCAGCUUGUUGCAGCGGCUCUUCCGGCGACAUCCAGCCGACUAUGCCCUCAGCACCAACGCACACUCCAACCUCCCGGCAGGCGUGAACUCUCACUCCCCAACAGCCAACUCUGCCUGCCAAGGCCGGUCCACGGCACAGGCACCCUCCUGACCCCAGCCCUGCCGCGGAGAACCCGCUCCUUGGGAGCCCCAGCCCGGACACCUCCCAUGGAGCCUCCAUCCUUGCCUUCUCAGGGUUACCAUGGAUGUGAAGCAGAGGCUGCUGGAGCAGUGCCGGGGAUGCGGAGGUGGUUGGGCCACCUACGUGCCCGGUAGGACUGGGUUGCUCACAGAGGCUGUGUCGGGAGGGCGUUUGGACUUUUGGGCUGGAGCCCUCUUUGUGCAUGACAGCUGGGACCAGGAGCCAGGCCUGCCCUUGGCACCUCGUCCUGCUUGCCUUGUCUGGGGGCAUCAUGGCCGGGCCAGCCCGGCUGUGCUCUGGACAACCGUGUGCUCCGGUACAGCCUGGCUCCAAGGGUCUGUGCUGCUCAAGGGGAUUCCUCAGCCCCCUGCUCCUACUGUACCCAGGGACCUAGCAGCUGGGUGCUGGGCCUGCAAGAUGCCCCCUUGUCUACUUGCCUAGCCCAAAGGGUCAAGCUGGGAUCCAGUCAUCUCCUCCAGUACAGUCAGGCUGUGGGAAUGGCCACCAGGGUGGGGGGAGGCGUGAAACGAGAUGCUGCUUGCCUGGCAGUGGAGCAGCGAUCUGUGUUGCCGCAGGUUUUGCUGCUGGUAUUUGGGCCUGGGCAUGGGAUGAGGGGUCCAGUGGGCUUGGACUCAGGCCUGAUUUGAGCCCCAUUGCCGGCAGGGAAUGGAAGGGGUGCGAGUCUGCGUGUUGCCCUCAUGCUGCCGGGGAGCUGUGCACAUUAUCUUAUCGCUGGCUGUUUGUGGGACCUCCGGGGCACGGGGAGCCUUGGCCUGGGUUCAAAUGUGUGUUGGAUUUUUAUCUCUAGUCUCCAAGUAGCAGCAAGUGCAGCCUUGGAGCGGUAGGCAGAGCAAGACAGGUGCCCUGCCCCACACGCCCCAGCCUUGCGCUGAGGAUCUGGCCAGCACUGAGCAGAUCAGGCGCUGACAUGCAACUCACUGCUAGCAGCAGGAGCUGAGUUGGGGCAGGGAGGUGCUAAGAUCUGGGGCGGCAUAGACUCCCCGGCACUUUGGCACAACAGUGGGCAGCUCCCCACUGCACGGCUGAACCGGAGCCGAAACACGGUGUGACCUGAGCAGCAGCGGCUGGCAUCCUGAUGCUCUCAAGCUGGGCAGGCAAAGGAGCCCCAGGCUGGCGUGGUGCUAGCAACAUCACCAGCUGCUGUGGCAUGGGCCCAGCCAGGUCAGUAGUACGGCCCUGCUUCGGCUCAGGUCUGCGAGAGCCUGUCGCAGGAGGCCAAAAACUGCCUUCCCACCCUGGCAGGAGGAGGAACAGAGCAGGGGCUGGGAUGGGCUCCCUACUUGGCAGGCCUAGUGCAGCUGUCCUGGGCUUGCUUUGGGUCUCCGGAGCUCACGGCAGCUGGCUAGGGAAAUGGCUCUGGGCGCAGCAGCAUGUCUAGUGGUGUGAAAGCCCCCAUAGCUAUCACAUGCCAAACCCUGCAGUGAGUAACCUUGCAGGGCAUCAGCCCGGGGGGGGGUUGUCUCCCUGCAGUGUGCAACAUUGAAGUGAAUUGCCUCUCUCAGGUAUUUCAGCGAGCUAAAUGCAGCUUGCCUGAGUUGGACACUUCUGGGGCAGGGAAGGACUCGGUUGGGGGGGCAGCAUGUUGCAUGGUCCACACUGCCUGCCCUGUUUUAAGAGGAAGGAAGCACAGAGGGAUUUUUUUGGGUUCUAGCUGGCUGGAUGCUCUCGGCUGAAAAUGGUGGUGCAAGAGCUCAGAAGAGUAUAGGGGAUUCGUGCCCAUCUCGGCUGCUUUGACUAUCUCCACCCCUACACUUAAUAAUCCCUCUACGCUCAUGUCACCGAUGGCAGCUAGAAUACAAAGUGGGUUUCAAGAAAUGGAUUGUGCGUUGUGGUUCCUUUUUUACAUUCCUCUCCCGGGGGAAGGUGGAGUCCGGCUGGCGGGUUGGGCUAAUCUCACUGGCUUCAGCCUGGCUGCCAUGACUGCAGGAGCCGGGGGGAAAACAGACAAGCUGUUUGUAUUGAUGUUUUCCUAUCGAUAGGGGGGGAAAAAAGGGUUUGCACCAUGAGAGAGGGUUGAUUCAGCAGAGAAGUCUGGGGCCUCAACAACUUGGCAGACUCAACCUCCGUAUAAACGAGCGAGAGAGGAUGGUUUCUGCUGCGAUGCCUGUUACCCGUGAGCCUCGCAAACCAAUCCUGAAAUAAUCGCUGCCUGGCUUGGGGAGUUGGUGGCUUGUUUAUUUGUCUUUCUUCCCCCUAGUGCAGAUUUAAAUAAAAUAGGUUUUUUAGUUAUAUAUUUAUAUAUAUCAAAUCUAUUUUGGGCUUGUUUUGGCCUGAGAACGUGCCUGAAAUAGGUUUGAUUUUAAUUUUUUAAAUUUUUUUUUUUGCCCCCCUCCCCUUCCUGCUCCAUUGGAUCAGAGAGGAAAAAGGCUUCAGCUCCUGUUUUAGACUUGUGUGCGUGCGAGAGAAAUUGUGUACAUGUGGUAAAGACUGAGAACUGUCCUCAGAAAGAUGCUCCACGACCCCCUGACUUCCCCAGGAGAGACAGCAUGCCACAUGGACCAGGCUUGUUUCUGGGCAAGCGAGGGGCAUGACACCAGAUUCUCCAGCACAGGGCUUGGGGAGGGGGGGCGAGACCAAUUCCUGUUUGCCAAAGGCAUCUUGAUGUGUGCGUGUGCCUUUCCAUCAAAUGCCAUCGGUUGGUUUCUCUUUGAUUUUCACACUGUAGCUCCCCGGGGCCAGUGCACUCAGUUUACGUGCUGUUUAGUUUUGUACAUUUGUAAACAUUUGUAAAUAUUUGUAUGUUGACUGCCUGGAUGUACAUUUUUAAGCUAAAAGCUGCCAACCAAGCCAUGUGGUGACUCUA